This is a messenger RNA of Malassezia pachydermatis, 1569 nucleotides long. RefSeq names its product erg4 erg24 ergosterol biosynthesis protein. Gene Ontology annotation, biological process: ergosterol biosynthetic process. The transcript has a single exon. The record is from RefSeq and is a predicted model, not a curated record. Gene Ontology annotation, cellular component: endoplasmic reticulum membrane. The coding region runs from base 1 to 1569 and encodes 522 amino acids. NCBI's taxonomy places the organism in Eukaryota, Fungi, Basidiomycota, Malasseziomycetes, Malasseziales, Malasseziaceae. Gene Ontology annotation, molecular function: Delta24(24-1) sterol reductase activity.
AUGGCCGCUCCGCCGAUUCGAGAGGGCAUUCGCACACGUAGUGCGGCCAAAAUGGCCAGCACCCUGGAAGUGCCGCAGCCUACUGCGACGGCAUCGUCGACGUCGGAGGUCGAGUACAAGCACAGCUAUGCCAAGCCCGAUCUGCGUGAUCCGCAGAUCGUGGGCGGUGUCAAGGAGCGUGCUGUAGCGCAGUACACACCUGGUAUCGUCAUCAGCGAGCAGGGUCGUGAGCGUGAUAAGGCUAUGGACACGCACCAUGAGUAUGAGUUUGGCGGUCCGUGGGGUGUGACGGCGAUGAUUACAUUGUUCCCAGUGCUUAUGUACUACCUGUGGAUCUGCUUGUGGUUCUACGAUGGCCACUUUGCGCACCCGACCAGUGUGUCUGACAUUGUGCCCUUCUUUGGCCGCAUGUGGCAGCAUGUGUAUGAGGAUGCCUUCCCGACCAAGCGUGCCUUUAUUGGCUACGGUGGUCUGAUGGUCGUCGAGUUUGUGUUGGCGUGGUUCGUGCCGGGCUACAUGCAGGAAGGUCUGCCUGUGCCGUCGCUCAACUACAAGACACUGAUGUACAAGUGCAAUGCUCUGGGCUGCCUUUAUCUUACUCUGCUCAUUGCAGCCGGCCUGCACGUUUCGGGCGUGUACCGUUUGACGCAGAUUAUCGAGCACUUCGGCGAGUACAUGACUGUGGCGAUGAUCGCUGGCUUUGCAGUUAGCUUUGCGACGUACUUCCACGCUGUGGUGACCAAAACAACGCACCGUAUGAGCGGCAACUUUAUGUACGACUUUUUCAUGGGCGCUGCCCUCAACCCGCGCAUUGGCCCGAUUGAUCUGAAGAUGUGGGCGGAGGUGCGCAUUCCGUGGAUCCUGCUGUUCAUGAUCAGUGUGAGUGGCGCGUGCAAGCAGUACGAAGAGUACGGCUAUGUGACGCCGAACAUGGCGUUCAUGGUCCUCGCUACGGGUCUGUACAUCAACGCGUGUGCCAAGGGUGAAGAGUGCAUUCCGCAGACUUGGGACAUGUUUUACGAAAAGUGGGGCUUCAUGGUCAUCUUCUGGAACUUUGCUGGUGUGCCAUUUACGUACUGCUACAGCAUUGUCUACAUGGCAGCUCACCCGCCGGAGUACUACCGCUUCUCGACGUUUACGUACAUUUUCAUGUACUCGCUCCUUCUCUUUGCGCACUUUGUGUUUGAUUCGUCCAUGGCGCAAAAGUCGCGUUUCCGUAUGCAGCUGCAGGGCACACUCAAGGUGCGCUGGAGCUUCCCCCAAUGGCCCUGGAGCACGCUGAAAAACCCUCGCUACCUCCAGACAGCGCACGGAAAUGCACUGCUCAUCGACGGCUGGUGGCAGUUCCUUCGUAAGCCAAACUACACGGCCGACUGGACGCAGGCGUUCCUCUGGGGCGCCAUCGCGGGCACUCGCUCCAUCAUUCCGUACUACUAUGCCGCAUUCUUCCUGGCCGUGCUGACGCACCGCUGUGGCCGCGACUUUGAGCGUUGUGCGCGCAAAUACGGUAAGGACUGGGAGAAGUACUGCCAGAUUGUGCCGUACCGCUUUAUUCCGUUUGUGUACUAA